Molecule: messenger RNA, 3938 nt
Organism: Solea solea (common sole)
Lineage: Eukaryota; Metazoa; Chordata; Actinopteri; Pleuronectiformes; Soleidae
Gene: tmem260
Product: transmembrane protein 260
Exons: 16
Coding region: 479-2542 (687 amino acids)
Source: RefSeq, a predicted model, not a curated record
GGCAACUCCUCAUUCCUCAUGGAAAUCACCGCGGCUGCACGUUUUUCGUGGGAGUAAAACUCGUCAGAGUGUUAAAAACAAUCGCCGUUCACUGGCUAUAAAUCGCAUAAAUGUAUAUUUUAAGAAGAGUGACAGACAAAUAUAGCAGUACUUCCGUGUAACUUUGAGAAACAGCGCUCUCGGUAGUAUCGCGAUAUUAGAUUGUUGGCGCGAAUCUCGCUACUAUUUAACCGGAAACGAGCGCGUUAAUUUAGCUUACUGUCAAGCCUGCACCAGUGAAAUUGCAAUAUACUCUUCAUUUACUGUCGCGUUAACACAGUUUAAUCUACAGUCUGGCGUCGUUUUGUGCAGCUAUCUCGUUUCUAAACCCCGGCUAAUGUCUGAAGCCCACACUGUGUGAACGCUAGCAACGUUAGCUUGCUAGUUUGUCAACGUAAGGUAGCUUAGGUUGUUUUUGUUUUAGUCGUAAAUAAAAAAAAUGUCCGCGGAGCACACGACAAGCUGGAUACUGACGGGCGCUACAGUGGCAUGUGUCACCGCUCUGUAUGUGCCCUGCGUCCAGAGGACAGUCCCCGGUGGAGACUCAGGAGAGCUGAUCACCGCUGCUUGUGAGCUGGGGGUGGCUCAUCCUCCAGGAUACCCUCUCUUUACCCUGUUAGCUCGCCUGGCCAUGUUUUUUCUGCCGUCACUCUCUCCAGCCCACAGUGUCAACCUGAUGGGGAGUUUACUGGGGGCUGCGGCUUGUGGUACCCUCUGCAUUACAGUCUGCAGGUUGGCAGGUCCCGGCCCUGGAGCAGUGCUGGCAGGAGGGUUGUUCGCUGUGUCCAGGCUGAGCUGGCAGUGGUCGAUGGUGGCAGAGGUCUUUACACUCAACAACCUUUUUGUUGGUCUGCUCUUCUUCUUAAUUGCCAGUUUGCACUGCGCCCAAAACGCUGCGCAAAGGAAGAAGAUUGCACAUUGGGGGGCGCUGUGCUGUGGGUUGGGGCUCUGUAACCAGCACACCUUGGUGGUGUACGUACUUGUCACCAUUCCAUGGGUCUUUCAACGACUCCACUCUCACAAGGAGCUGUCUUUUCGUGUCCUUGUGUCACUUGGAGUGUGUUUUCUUGCCGGCUUUCUGCCGUACAUCUACCUGCCCAUCUCCUCCAGCCUCAGCACAGCCCGCUGGAGCUGGGGAGAUCAGACCACAUUGUCAGGACUACUGACCCACCUGCUGAGGGCUGAAUAUGGCACCUUCAGUCUGGCCAAGACUGAGAGCUCUGUGAACUUGACCAUAAUGCUACAGGCCCAGAUGAACCACUGCCUGGCGGACUUGUCCAUUCCUGUUUUGGUGCUGGCAGUAAUAGGCCUUCUCCUCGCCACGUGGGACAGGACGUGCCGUUCAGUAUCCUGGUUGUUGACUGUUAUGCUGGUGGUCUACUCGCUGUUUUUUUCUUGGAGAGCCAACUUGGACAUCAGCAGACCCUUGCUGCUCGGAGUGGUUGAGCGUUUCUGGCUCCAGAGCGACGCCGCGGUGUGUGUGCUGGCGGGCCUCGGCUUGACGCAGAUUCAGACCGAGCUGGAGAGGAGGCUGGGCGUUGGUCGAGUGUGGAAGACCACAGGCUGGGUGCUCACUUUGGCUCUCCUGGCACAAAUGAUGCACUCCAAUCACAGGGAAUGUGAUCAAAGCGGUAAUGGUGUGGUGGAGAGGUUCGGCACGGAGCUUCUGAGCUCCUUCCCAAAUGACUCCAUCGUACUGACGAGAGGAGAUCUGCCUGGAAACUCCCUGCGUUACUUGCACUACUGCCAGGGUGUAAGGCCCGAUGUGCGCCUCGUCGACCAGGAGAUGAUGACGUACACAUGGUACGUGGCCAAGCUGGCUCAGCACCUCCCUGACGUCCACUUCCCUGGUCGCUUCUGGGACCCGGUCCACUCUGAGGAGAAGGACGCCUUCAAUCUGGAGCAGUUCCUGUCCCACAACAGGCAGAGGUAUGUGUUUGCCUGUAUUGGGCUCCCCGAUGGAGACAAAAGCUGGGAGCAUAGGUUCUCUCUGUGGCCCAUGGGCGUGUGUGACUAUUUAGUGCCAACUCAGCAGCAGUUUCACCCCGAGGAGUGGUCCCGUCGCACUCGUCACCUCUACAACUGGAGUGAGCCACACAACAGUUUCCAUUCUUCAUCCUGGGAACGUGUUGCUAAUGAGGAGAUGUGGCAAGCCAGGAUGAAGACGGCUUUCUUUCUGUUUGACCUGGCAGAAAGAAUUCAAGGAGAGGGGAAGGCUCGCCUCUUUGAGCUGUCUUACACUCUGUAUAAGGAGAUUGUUGAGACCCACUCAAACUACCCUGCAAACUGGGACAAGAACUUUGCACUGGCCUGUGAGAGGCUGCUGCGCUCAGGUCACCGCGGCCAUAGUCCAGACAGCCUGCUGACCUGCAGUACUCGGCACUUCAGUCUCUACCUGGAGAAGGAGCCCACAGAUCCCCAGGCUCCUGCCAUACGCUCAGCCGUAACUCACCUGCUCAAAGAGAGAGACCGGCUCCAGCAGAGCCAGAGGCGAAACCCAUGACAAAUUUGAGGGUGACUUAUUGGGAGCUGGCACCACUGAGAGUGUGCUGUGAGCCCAGGCAGAGUGUGAGGCUAUGGGAGCGUAGUCUGAACCCAUCUGCCUCUUCUGGUGUUGACGAGGUGUUCUUCCAGAAGGGCACAGACUGAUGUGCAGUGGUGUUCAAUUCAAUGGUUGGUCUUGAUGAGCCCAAGUUUGGAAAAAAGUUUGAAAAUGGACUUGCUGAUGCGGAAAUACUGCUCCGUUAUCUAGUCUGUGCAGAGUCACAGAACUCUGUAUAAAGGGUGAAGCGAAAAAGACUGAACCAUGCUACAUUUAAUAAGUGUUUACAGUGGCCCUGGGACAGAGCUUGACUUCACGAAGUAUUGACUGACCCCAAACUAGCUUUCCGGGCUCCCACUAUUCUAAAUUCACCAUUCGAUUGCUUUAUUGUUACAUCUGGUUUCUUUUUUUCUUCGUUUCUUUUUUUUUUUACUCCUCUUCUGCUGAUUAUUCGGCCACUGCUCUAUUUCUCUUUUUUCACAUCAGGAUGGUAGGGCCAAGAUUGAGGGAAACCCAAUUUGGGGGCAGAAAUGGGGAUUAGAGCUGUUUGUUUAAUCUCGGACGGACUUGUUCUAAGCGACGGAGUCGUCGCUAUGCACCGACAACACGACCCACUCGCUCGCUUCUCAAUCCGUCCAUCAGUCUAUAUUAGAUGGUCUUUUAAAUGUUUUAUAACUAAUGGAUGCAAUAAGUGUUUUUUUUCCUCUCUCUCUUUAUUCCUAACCAGAGGGCUAUAAUCCCUCCUGGAUUUAAAUGAAAUGUUAAAUGUCACAAUGCCGGGGACCCUUUUAGAGGUGUGUUUGUGUGUGUUGAUUUGUGUUUCGCAUGCCUAUGUGUGCGUGUGAACAUGCUUAAGUGUCCACUGAAGCUCUUUUCCUGCCAGAUCUGACACAUGUAGACACGCAGGACUGACCGUUCACAGUAACGUGGACUUUUUGACCUGGGUUUGCUGAAAAAAGACACUGUGGCUUGCACACACACAGUGAAUGGACCAGAAUUCAUAGAACUUCUUUGACUUUUACUGUUUUUGUGAUUAUUGAUGCUGAUAUGACAUAACACAUGUGAAUCAGAAGGACUGUGGAAGUGUUUUGUAAGCUUUAUGAAACACUGCAGAAGGAGCCUGCUGUUUUGGUAUACCACUAGAAAAGCAAAGGACAGUAAGUGUAUGUGCACUUUUCUCAGAAUGUAAUCAGCCCUUUCUGUUUGCAGGCCUGGUUAGCAGCUGUCAGCUGGCUUGAUGAUGAGAUUCAACCUGCUGCAGCACAGAUGGUUUGGUUUCACAUAAAAAAAAAAUAGGAAAAUGGUUACUCUGCCCUCUACAGAUUAAAAUAUUCCAAUAAAAUCUUUGUUUAUUUUA